AUGGCUUCCGUUGCGGUUACGGCCUUUGCCGCCUUAUCGUCCACUCCAAAAGUCGAAGAGGCCCUGUCGGGAAUCUUUGGCAGCAUCAGCUUGACCGCGUGGAUAUGUCUCCUCCUUCCCCAGCUGCUCACAAACUACAAGUCGCAAAGCGCUGAUGGCUUGUCCAUGGGCUUUCUGAUCAUUUGGUUGAUUGGCGACGUGACGAAUCUCAUGGGCGCUCUCUUCACCCACCUCGCUCCAACGGCCGUCGCGCUCGCAAGCUACUUCUGCUUCGCCGACCUCGUCCUAAUCACCCAAUGCGUCUAUUACAACACCAAGAACGCCCGCCGCGCAUCGUCCCGCCGCCGCUCCUCCGCGCCCGUGACCGCCACCGGCGCAAACCCGACCGAAGCACGGGAAGAUGAACCCCUUCUUGCGGCCCCCCGCCGCCGCAGCUCUUCUGCGGCAGCUGGCCUCCCCGGCUCGCAGCGCCGUCACGCUCACCACGAGGAGAGCUCGCUCGACCCCCUGCGCAAGAUGGUCACGGGCGAGGACGACACGCCCGACAGCAACCCGUGGCUCCACAACACGCUGAGCAUUCUCGCGGUAUACCUCGUCGGCGCGGCGGGCUGGUUCCUCUCCUACAAGGCCGGCGCGUGGGACGCCCCCGACAGCGGCGACAACACCGGUGCGGGUGCGGGUUCCCCCGCGGCGGCGGACGGCACCUGGGAGAAGAUUGGUCUGGCGCUGGGCUACUUCAGCGCCGUGUGCUACCUCUGCGCGCGCAUCCCGCAGAUCAUCAAGAAUUACAGGGAGAAGUCGUGCGAGGGGCUCGCGCUGCUGUUUUUCCUGCUUUCGCUUACGGGGAAUCUGACGUACGGCGCGAGUCUUGUUGCGUUUAAGCAGGACCGGGCGUAUUUGCUCAACGCGCUGCCGUGGUUGUUGGGGUCGCUAGGCACGAUGGUGGAGGAUUUUGUGAUUUUUGGGCAGUUUCAUCUGUAUGCCCCCAAGCGGGAGGGGAAGAGGGAUGAUGUGGCGUAA
Colletotrichum fioriniae is the source of this 1020-nucleotide messenger RNA. RefSeq lists its product as uncharacterized. Gene Ontology annotation, cellular component: membrane. The record is from RefSeq and is a predicted model, not a curated record. NCBI's taxonomy places the organism in Eukaryota, Fungi, Ascomycota, Sordariomycetes, Glomerellales, Glomerellaceae.